This is a messenger RNA of Cercospora beticola, 441 nucleotides long. RefSeq lists its product as uncharacterized. The record is from RefSeq and is a predicted model, not a curated record. NCBI's taxonomy places the organism in Eukaryota, Fungi, Ascomycota, Dothideomycetes, Mycosphaerellales, Mycosphaerellaceae.
AUGCAGUUCUCCACCGUCGUCGUCCUGCUGGCAACCUUGACCAGCAGCGCUUUGGCCCUGCCAGCUCCGCAACCCUCCGCAUCUGCUCCUCCAACCUGGACCAUCGAGGGCUUCCGACGCCAAUGCGCAACCGAUGGCGGCCCAUGCUCGUACUCUUUUGCGGUCAACACCAACGAUGGUAGCGCGGCAACGCCAUGCUCCUACUCCGUCUCCGGAUCUCUGGAAGAUCCGCCAGCUCGCAAGACCUACCAAGGGCCCGUUUGCGGCGCAUUCACCGUUGGAUCUAUUUGGUCGGGACAAUUCGGCGAGGACGCUGGGUUUCAGACGCUCAGCGUGGUGAAGGGACAGAAGAUUGUCUACCCUGCUUACACCGAUGUGCAAUUGCAGUCUGGGAAAGUCGUGGUGCCAGACCAGAGUUAUCCAGUGCAGCCAACCCUUUAG